Scutellospora calospora is the source of this 1011-nucleotide messenger RNA. Lineage: Eukaryota; Fungi; Glomeromycota; Glomeromycetes; Diversisporales; Gigasporaceae. The record is from the annotation of a GenBank genome assembly.
AUGAUUCAAAAAUCUAAAAAUAAUGAUUUUUUAGAACAAUAUAAUAUCGAACUUAUUCCGUACAAUUCGUUCGAAAAAUUUAAAGCUGAUAAUGCCAUAUUAUCUAAUGCAAUUAUUCAUGGAAAACGUGAAGUUACAGUUUUAGGAACUCCCAAAAAAUAUAUCAAAAUCUAUACAGAAUGUUGGCAGAAUGAUUUAAAUCAACGUCCGAUAAUUCAAAACGUUUUUAAAGAUCUAAAUAAGAUUAAUUAUGACAAAGAAGAAAUCUUUACAGAGUAUGAUAAAAAUGAAGAGAAUAAAGAUCAAUUAAUAUCCGAAAGUUCAAAUACAACAGAUUUAUUAAUUCAUUAUACUAGUUUACAUAAUGAAACAGCCAAGGAAUUAAAUUUAAUUUCUUCAAUUAUUGCAACUCUUAAGAAAUCAUUAGUUGAAGAUAAAUUAUUAAAUAAUCAGCAUAAUAUAUUAAAUUUAUCGGGUACUUUAAAUACAUGUACUUCCAUAACAACUACAACAAUUCCAUUUUUUCCCCAAACUAACAUAACUAAGCAAUUUGAUUCUUCUGAUCAACAAUUUCUUGACAACUUAAAUCAAAUAUUUAUAACUCAAUUCAAUGUACAAAGUGCUUCAAAAGAUACUUCAGAUUCUAUAAUAUAUCAUUUAAGAAAAUAUAUCGAUAUUAAUAAUAAAAAUACCGUGAAAAUUCUAAAACAAUAUGAUAAUCACCAAUAUAGAUAUACUUUUACAAGUAUUAUGGGUUUCUUUUAUGAAUAUGGAAUUGGAACAACUGUUGAUUAUAACAAAGCAUUCAAUAUGUAUAGACAAGCUGCAAAUAAUUGUCGCUUUACUAAAAAUCAUCUCAUCGGAUUAAUUUCUCUUGCAGAUUUGCAAGACUCCAUUGAAUCUAAAAUAAUCACAAAUUUAGUAUUAGUUCAUAAAAUAUUUGCUUUACUAAAAAUAUUUACUGCGACACCAGCUGCGGCUAAUACUUUAAUAACAUUUGUUUUGAAAUAA